Molecule: messenger RNA, 4698 nt
Organism: Mya arenaria
Lineage: Eukaryota; Metazoa; Mollusca; Bivalvia; Myida; Myidae
Product: mediator of RNA polymerase II transcription subunit 14-like
Exons: 37
Coding region: 92-4375 (1427 amino acids)
Biological process (GO): regulation of transcription by RNA polymerase II
Cellular component (GO): core mediator complex; mediator complex
Molecular function (GO): transcription coregulator activity
Source: RefSeq, a predicted model, not a curated record
AGUUUGACAAUACGGCAGUGGAUUAAAAAUUGUGAAAAAGAAAAACAAGAUCUAUUUUGUGAUGUGACACCGCAUCUAGAGGCAGAAGAGCAUGCCUCCUACAGAGGGCGCCAUGGUUGUUGCCCAGAACCCCAUGGGCAUGGGGGUGGGGACAAUCUCUCUAGCUACACUCAUAGACUUCAUCGUGCAGAGGACAUACCAUGAGAUGGUUGUCCUAUCAGAAAUCCUGCCACGAAAAACAGAUAUGGAAAGAAAGAUAGAGAUAGUGCAGUAUGCGAGCAGGACUCGACAGCUGUUUAUACGUCUAUUGGCCCUCGUGAAGUGGGCGAACAGUGCCAGCAAGGUUGACAAGUGUGCGAAAAUCUGCAACUUCCUGGAGCAGCAGUCUAUGUAUUUUAUUGAGACAGCGGACACCUUGGCAAAAAUGUCUCGGGAAACUUUAGUCAAUGCUAGGUUGCCAAAUUUUUCCCUGCCAUGUGCCAUAGACGUGCUAACACUGGGUACAUAUCCUCGCCUACCCACCUGCAUCAGAGAGAAAAUAGUCCCUCCGGACCCAAUCACAUCCAGCGAGAAAAAGCAGGUCCUACAGCGCCUUAAUCAGGUCAUCCAGUAUCGUCUGGUCUCCUCCGAGUUACCCAAACACAUGAGGAAACUUAAAAUUGAGAAUGGCCGUGUGAAGUUCCUUGUGGAGCAUGAGUUUCAGGUGACCUUGACAUUGAUGGAGGACAGCCCUGUCAUUCCCUGGCGACUGCUGCACAUUGACAUACUUGUAGAGAACCAUGAGACAGGAGAUGGUAAAGCCCUUGUACAUAGCCUCCAGGUUGGUUAUAUUCACCGAGUUGCGCAGUCCCGGCUCUUGGACAACGACAAACCAUUACAUGACUUAUACAGAGUGCUACAUUCAUUUUGUCAGUCACUUCAGCUGGAAGUUCUCAACUCACAGGCUCAGAAACUGAUACGGGAGAGACUUGGAGAUUCACUGUACAUUGACGAAUACUCUGUUGGCAAGUGUCUCACUGUCUCCUACUGGAGGGACUUUAUGAAAAAAGAAAAAGAAAAGGUCCCUGAUGCCAUCAGGUACCGUCUGUCAGUCCAUGUGAAUGAAGAGGAUGAUGACAAACAACUGUGUGUUUCCCACACACCUGCCAUGCUCCCUGACGAGUGUCGCCGUGUCGGCACAAACAUACACAGUGAACACCUGUCACUGGAACGUCUCCUUAUGACGACGGUCGAAGUGCGCACAAGGACUAAGCUUAAGGACCUGGCUUACUCCAUACAGAGGUUCAUUGAAGGGAAGUGUGAAAUACGGGACCUGCCCCUGGCGCUCCAUGUGCCUGUACUCCACCCGUGUACUUCAACAGAGCAGCUGCGUAUCACCAUAGACGCUCAACGUGGCAUGAUGAUGGCUUCACUGCCAUCAAUAGAUCUGCCAGUGCUUAAGGAACUUGAAGACUCUCUAAAUGGAGACAGGAAAGUUAUCCAAAAACAUCUGGUCAAGCUCAGGUUGCACCUGACAAUGCUGCGUUGUGAGAGAUCUGUGGAGUGCCUGCACACAGUUGCUAGGCAACAGUUACCCCUGGUUAACAAGGAGGAUCAUCCAAUAAAGGACCUCCCACCGCAACGUCUUUACAUUACUGUGCCAAAACAAACGAACCACCAUGUCAUUGUAAGUGUCGAGGACAGCCCCCCACGGUCGGUACAGUUCCACUACCAUAUGUUGGAGACCACCCCCAGCACCGCAGAGGGAGAGGGGAUCCAGGAGGGAGGGGAUGAUCCCAACCCUGUCACCGCCUUCAUGAAGGCUGGCAAGCUGGUGCCACUCAACACGUUUGCAUUCACUAAUGGACCUUACACUACCAUUUACGAUGAACCAGAAGAGGAUGAGGUGGAGAGCUUCCACAGAAAAAGAAAGUUGUUACUGGGGGAGUAUGUUGAGCCGAUGGGAAAGAAACUGAAGACAUCUCCAUACAUCGUGCCAGAGCUUGUGCAUGUGGUGGCCGCAUGUGAGGAGAAACUGCCAUUCGUCUUCCUUGGACAUGAGUUGAAGGAGAAUAAAGUGUUGUGCACCAACAUACAGGUGGACAAACAGGCCAUGGGCUUUGUAAUGGAUAUUAUUAUGUUCCCUGAUGUGGCUGGUGUGAGCAAAGAGGAUUGUGACACAUUACGACGCAGUCUUCUCUCCUGUAAAAUUCGCAUGGUCACCAAACCCUUCAGAACCUGGCAGGUCGAGUUCCUGUUCACAGCGAGUGGUCUUGAUACUCGGACAGACACUGAGAGCGGGCCCACCCAACGGGUGUUCUGCUCCUACCAGAUGGAUGGCGGGGCAGGGAAGAUGGUCACCGACCUCCUCAACGACUGGGCUGCUAUGUGUCACCUCUUUUCCAUUGUCUACGCUUUCAAACACUUGUACUCAGACACACAGACAGAUCUUCGGAGCAUAUUGCAGAUCAAGUCUUACAACUAUAAGAAGAUAACUCUCCAGUAUGGCAUGGCUUUUUCUAGUCUGAUUCACAUACUGUGGAGGUGUGACCAGAAGCAGUUUGUGUUGUCAUUUGGUCGUCAAGGUUACACAAGCCCCAUGAAUCCUCAUGUUCCCAUGGCAACCCAGCUUCAACAUGACCUUAACACUUCAAGGUCACUCUCAUAUCUCGUACAGAUCCUCCACGAUACAUGGGCCCCCAUGAACUCGCUUCACAAACUCUCAUCAGCCGUCAUACUUGGAGUUGGAACUUCCCCAAAGCAGUCAAUCCAGUGUUUCACAGUGAUCCCCCAGUCCUCCACCCAUGUCAGAAUCUCAUACAGAAAUCAAUAUUGCCUGGAUGUUCAUUUCCGCAGUACCAAUGUGGUGGCAGUGAGGGACGGGGCCUAUAGCCUGUUUGAUACCAGUAAGGCUACGGAGGGGUUCACCCCAAUACCCAUGCUAAAGGCAUUCCUGGGCAUGUUUGUGGACGAGUCAGUGACGGGAGGCAACCUGCGACGUCGGUCCACGACAGAGGAUGACAAUCCACCCUCCCCUAUCGGCAUGGACAACAUGGACGUGUUCAGUAUUCCGGCAUCCCACCAGGCUACUGGAUCACCUGGUGCAAGGCAAAGGGCAGAUGGCAUUGCCCCUUCACCUUCGACCUACAUCGGCACACCAUCACCUGGUGCCCUUCUAGCGACAGGCUCCCCGGGCAACCCCCACCUGCAUGUGCCAUCCCCAGGGUCAUUCGUUCCUGCCCCAUCACCCUCCUCCCUGGGGAUACACAUGCAGUCACCGGCUUCCUUCAUCAGCCCACAAGGUGUUGGAGACACAGGAUCCCCAUACCCGGGCAACCUGGCCAUGCCAUCUCCAGGCCAACGCUCCAACUGGCCCAACUCCCCAUCAGUACCAGGCCCCUCUCCAGCGUCCCGACAUGGGGGUAUGGCUCCAUCCCCUGGCUAUCCGACUCUACAUUCACCACAAAAUGCAGGCAAGGAUGACCAUGGCAAGGCUUCAGUGAUGAGCCCCCCCUCACGUAUUCUGCCCCAGCGUCAGUGGGCAGCAUCCACCCCAACCCUCCUCUCCCACGAGGCAUUUGACACCCUUCUUAAGCCCACCCCAAUCCAGCAGCUACCCCUACACAUGCCUCUCUCACCCCUGGAGAGGUUCCUGGGCUGCAAGUUCAUACGGCGACACAUUGUGCGGGCUAUUAGUCAAGAGAAGCAUCUGACCACCUUGCCGACAAAUGAGCUAGGAGUGAGCAUGUUCAAGGGUGAGACGUUACAGUUCCGUAUCUCCCUCAACACAACAUCAUUACAGACUCUACAUAUGAAGAUACAGCCUCUACCAGAGUACAAGGACCAGUGGACUCCUGAGGAGAUACAGCUGUUUGAGAAAUACUUUGACUUGAAGGUCGCCUGUCCACCGUACAAGUCCAACUCCCUGACAGCGUUUGGUCGGCUCCUCAAGGCGAACAUCAACAUUCUAAAGGAUGUUAUACAAAUCAUGAGGCUUGAACUGAUGCCAAGCCAGGACCGUUCCCUGAAGUGGUCCAUCCAGCUGCUGCUCACUGUGCCCCCAACGUAUGCCCACAUGGCCCCCGCUGGCACACCCGCCAUUGUCGUUGUCACCAAGAUGAUUCUUAUGCUGCAGUUGACCCAGAUACAGCCACCUAGCCAACCUGGCCAGCCUCAGAGGGAACCAAUUAGCAUCACCAUACCUCUCCUUUACAGCAUACAGGACAACAACAUUACGCUGGUAGAGAAGGGUACAACAAAUACAAACCACAAUCUGGUGCAUGUAUCCCAGCACCUGAAGCGCUACAUGGACAGCAGGUUCCACCAGAGCGGGGAGUGUGCCAUCUUUCCAGCUGUCCGAGAUCUCCUUACAAAUCUUGUACUGCCUCAGCUGUAGGCUUGUGGGUUACGACAGGACAUAAUGAGGAUGUAUCGGAGUUCGUCAACAGACUUCAAAUGGGAGAAUGUGUCUUGCUCUGGGUCUUGUCGCUCAUGUGUAGUGGGCUAAGAUGUUAUUUACACCAAAAACUGCCUGAUGGCUUGUGAGACAUAAUCAUAGAAAACAUAGUGCUAUUGAUCAAAUUGUGUUCCCAAUGAACUUUCCUUGCCUGAUGAUAAUGAAAUUUCCACCAAACCAUUCAUCUCAAGUCAUUUUAUAAGCCAAUCUCUGUUUCUAUGUACGCUGUAAUUGUCUGUAAAUAAAUAAAUAUUGUCACUCUA